AUGCCUCCUCACGCCACCGCGAUCACGCUGGCCGCGCCACACGCUGCGGCCCUCGUGCUCCUCCCAAUAUACCCUUUUCGCUGCCCGAUCUACCUUUACCGGCCCCCGAUCUCCCUUCCCGCCGCCCCUUUGACCUUCCCGCCGCCCCAUUCCCAUUCCCCUUUCCGCCGCCCCUUUGACCUUCCCGCCGCCCAAUUCCCCUUUUUCGCCGCCCAAAGACCCCGUUCCUCCCGCCAUUCUCCCCUUCCCGCCGCCCAUUCUUCCCUUCCCGCCUCUCAUUCAAAUCUUCCUGCCUCCCUUCCCUCCCUUAUCUCCCGUCCCUCCCGUCCCUCCCUUCCCUCCCUUCCCGCCCUUCUCUCCCUUCCCUCCCUUCUCUCCCGUCCCUCCCUUCUCUCACGUCCCUCCCUUCUUUCCCUGCCCUCCCUAAUCUCCCCUCCCUUCCCUCCCUUUUCUCCCUUCCAUCCUUUCUCUCCCUUCCCUCCCUUCUCUCCCUUCCCUCCCUUCUCUCCCUUCCCUCCCUUCUCUCCCUUCCCUCCCUUCUCUCCCUUCCCUCCCUUCCCUCCCUUCCCUCCCUUCUCUCCUUUUUCUUCCUUCAUUCCCUUUUCUCCCUUCCCUCCCUUCCCUCCCUUUUUCCCUUCCCUCCCUUCUCUCCCUUCCCUACCUUCUCUCCCUUGCCUCCCUUCUCUCGCUUUUCUCCCUUGUCUCCCUUCCCUCCCUUCUCUCCCUUUCCUCCCUUCUCUCCCUUCCUUCCCUUCCCUCCCUUCCCUCCCUUCCCUCCUUUUUCUUCCUUCAUUCCCUUUUCUCCCAUCCCUCUCUUUUCUCCCUUCCCUCCCUUCCCUCCCUUUUCCCCUUCCCUCCCUUCUCUCCCUUCCCUACCUUCUCUCCCUUGCCUCCCUUCUCUCGCUUUUCUCCCUUGUCUCCCUUCCCUCCCUUCUCUCCCUUUCCUCCCUUCUCUCCCUUCCUUCCCCUCCAUCCCUACUCUCCCUUCCUUCCCUUCCCUCCCUUCCCUCCCUUCCCUCCCUUCCCUCCUUUUUCUUCCUUCAUUCCCUUUUCUCCCUUCCCUCUCUUUUCUCCCUUCCCUACCUUCCCUCCCUUUUUCCCUUCCCUCCCUUCUCUCCCUUCCCUACCUUCUCUCCCUUGUCUCCCUUCUCUCGCUUUUCUCCCUUGUCUCCCUUCCCUCCCUUCUCUCCCUUUCCUCCCUUCUCUACCUUCCUUCCCUUCCCUCACUUCUCUCCCUUCCCUCCCUUCCCUCCUUUUUCUUCCUUCAUUCCCUUUUCUCCCUUCCCUACCUUAUCUCCCUUUCCUCCCUUCCCUCCCUUUUCUCCCUUCCCUCACUUCUCUCCCUUCCCUCACUUCUCUCCCUUCCCUCAGUUCUCUCCCUUCCCUCCCUUCUCUCCCUUCCCUCCCUUUUCUCCCUCCUUUCUUCUCUUCCGCUUCGUGCAUUCCCAUUGUCCGCUGCCUGCCUCACAAUCUCUCCUCCCAGUCUUACCCUUGUCAUCCUGCCUGUCAUCCCCUCUCCCCUCCCUGCAUACCCCUCUCUUCCUGUACUCCCCUCUCUGCGCCUCUCUUCCUGCCCUACCCUCUCUGCGCCUCUCCCCCUCACUGUGCCCUCUCGCCCCCCUGCUAUACUAUUCCCUCUUGUUACCUUUCCUGCCACCCCUCCAAAGCUGA
Messenger RNA from Closterium sp. Naga37s-1, 1671 nucleotides. The record is from the annotation of a GenBank genome assembly. NCBI's taxonomy places the organism in Eukaryota, Viridiplantae, Streptophyta, Zygnematophyceae, Desmidiales, Closteriaceae.